UAGCUUUCAUACAGGAAUGGCAGAAGAUGAGCCUGAUGCUAAGAGCCCUAAGACUGGGGCGAGGCCCCCCCAAGGUGGUACAGAUGCUGGGGAACCUACCACACUUCUUCAAAGGCUCCGGGGUACCAUUUCCAAGGCCGUGCAGAACAAAGUAGAGGGAAUUCUGCAAGAUGUACAGAAAUUCUCGGACAAUGACAAACUCUAUCUCUACCUUCAGCUACCUUCAGGGCCCAGCACUGGAGACAAAAGCUCAGAGCCAAGUACACUCAGCAAUGAAGAGUACAUGUAUGCCUACAGGUGGAUCCGCAACCACCUGGAAGAGCACACGGACACCUGUCUGCCAAAACAGAGCGUUUAUGAUGCUUAUCGGAAGUAUUGUGAGAGUCUUGCCUGUUGCCGCCCACUCAGCACAGCCAACUUCGGCAAAAUCAUCAGAGAGAUCUUUCCUGACAUCAAGGCCCGAAGACUUGGUGGCCGGGGCCAGUCUAAAUAUUGCUACAGUGGUAUACGAAGGAAAACCUUGGUGUCUAUGCCACCCUUGCCUGGACUUGACCUAAAGGGUUCAGAAAGUCCAGAAAUGGGCCCAGAAGUAACCCCAGCACCUCCGGAUGAGUUGGUAGAGGCCGCCUGCGCCCUGACCUGUGACUGGGCAGAGCGGAUCCUGAAACGGUCCUUCAGUUCCAUUGUUGAAGUUGCCCGCUACCUGCUCCAGCAGCACCUCAUCUCUGCCCGAUCUGUACACGCCCAUGUGCUUAAGGCCAUGGGGCUGACUGAAGAGGAUGAACCCACCCCUAGGGAAAGGUAUUCUAAAUCCAAGAAUGGAGCAGAGAAUCUGGAAGGUGGAGUCCAUAAGAAACCUGAAAGGCCAGCUCAGCCUCCUAAGGAACUGGAAGCCCGGACAGGGGCUAGCCCUCCAGUGCGUGGUGAUCGGAAGAAGAGUGUAAUUGAGAGCUCGGCCUCUGCACCCAGUAACCCACAGGUCAAUGCCCUAGUGGCCCGGCUGCCUCUGCUCCUUCCCCGGGCCCCUCGAGCACUGAUUCCACCAAUUCAAGUCUCUUCACCCAUCCUGGCCCCCAAGAUUUCUUCAAGUACACUGAAAGUGGCUACACUGCCUCUGCCCAGUAGGGCUGGAGGACCCCAAGCAGCGGUACCCAUCAUUAACAUGUUCUUACCAACUGUUCCUGCUUUGCCUGGGCCUGGACCUGGACCUCAGUCUGGGCCAGGCCCAGGGAGAGCCCCAGCUGGGGGACUUACUCAGUCUCAGGGAACAGAGAACAGAGAGGUAGGCAUAGGUGGUAACCCACGACCCCAUGACAAGGCUGUCAAGAGGACAGCUGAAGUACCAGUUAGUGAGGCCAGUGGGCAGGACCCAGCAGUUAAAGCAGCAAAGCAGGAUACAGAGGAUACAGUAAGUGAUGCCAAAAGAAAACGUGGGCGCCCUCGAAAGAAGUCUGGUGGAAGUGGGGAAAGACAUUCCACCCCUGAGAAGUCAGCAGCUGCCAUGGACUCAGCCCAGGCCUCAAGGUUAUCAUGGGAGAAGUGGAGUUCAGGAGGGAAAAGCAACUCAGCUGGAGAGUCAGAGAUGCCAGGGCCAGCAGGAGAGGCUGAGCAAGGGGCAGCGCUUGCCCUUGGUCAGGAAGAUGUUGCUGGUUGCAAAGGAGGAAGGGCCCCCAGUUUGCAGCAAGCCAAAGAAACAGAAGAUAAAAUUGCUCUCGUUCCCCCAAAAGUGAGUGUAAUCAAGGGCAGCAGAAGCCACAAGGAGGCUCUUCAGUUUGUAAAAGGAGAGGCAGAUACUGCAGCCCAGGGAAAAGGCUUCAAGGGGCAUGUCCUUCAAAGAUCCUUAACCCAUGAGCGGAAAGAUCCUAAAGCAACUCCCCCCUGAUAGACCUGUGGGGAAGAGUGGCUAGAUCUACAUAUUAACUACCUGAUCGCCUGCUAGAGGCCUUUCUCUGCACUUGCUUCUUACUUGGCUAUUUCCCUAAGGGAAUCCAUUGUCCUCUGCAUAGACAGCUGAGUCACCCAGUGUUACAUAGAGCCUGGUGGCUGCUUUUAACCUUUCUAGCUCAAUACUUUGACUUUCAUAUAACACAAAUCUGUAGUGGCCUUCUGGUCUGGAUCCCUUUGCUCUCCUCUGGGAAGGCAAGGGUAAGUAUGAUGAAUGUAUAGCUAAGGAUCUCCUGAUUUUCAACCAUAACCUAACUCAAACUCAUUUAUCGGCUCAUGUAACUGAAAGUCUAGAGGUAAUGCUGGCUCUAGGCGAACGAAAUUAGACCUGGCAAAAUCAGGCAAAAUUGGUCUCACUGCUCCACCUAAUGUAAACCAUCUUAAGCCCGGGUCACCUCAUAGCUGCCAGCAUGCCUAAGAUUACAUGUUUGCCCACUUAUGACCAAUUGGAAAGAGAGAGUAUCAUUGUGCCAGAUACCCUAGUAAAAGACUCACUCUGAUUAAGCCAACCUGGUCACAUGUCCACCCCUGACCAAUUAGUGUGGCCAGGAGGAUGGUAAGCAGCUAUGCUUAUGCCACACCUUCAGGGGAAAAGGGUAGAAUCAGCCUCCUUGAGAUCAGAUUCCACAGAUGAAGACUGGGCCAGGGGUUUCUGGGAGGCAGCUAACAGCCUUCAACAACUACCAGGUGCAUGCAUUUUAAGCUUGAUAAGUCUAGAUCAGCUAGACCUACAGCCCUUUCCCUUCAGUCUUGCAUUUCCCUUACCGCAGCUAUAGCUUCUUUCCUCUUGAUCUGGCCUCUGAAGAGAGAGAAGGAAGUCAUUCUCCUUUGGAGACUUUCUUCAUCCUCACCUAUUAGACACAUACUUUUUUUUCCCACCUACAUCUCAGAAACAGACCUUUUUUUUCUUCUCUUUUUCUGAACUUACACUUUCUUCUCACUCCCUAUCCCCCAGUCUGUUGCCCCUUUCACCAAGUAGAGUGAGAUUACUUCCUAGUUAUUUCAUUAAAUUCAUUCUGUAUCCACCAGG
Molecule: messenger RNA, 2974 nt
Organism: Dipodomys ordii (Ord's kangaroo rat)
Lineage: Eukaryota; Metazoa; Chordata; Mammalia; Rodentia; Heteromyidae
Gene: Rfx5
Product: regulatory factor X, 5 (influences HLA class II expression)
Exons: 9
Coding region: 17-1882 (621 amino acids)
Biological process (GO): regulation of transcription by RNA polymerase II
Molecular function (GO): DNA-binding transcription factor activity, RNA polymerase II-specific; RNA polymerase II cis-regulatory region sequence-specific DNA binding
Source: RefSeq, a predicted model, not a curated record